Messenger RNA from Neomonachus schauinslandi (Hawaiian monk seal), 1778 nucleotides. RefSeq names its product protocadherin gamma-A8-like. The record is from RefSeq and is a predicted model, not a curated record. Gene Ontology annotation, cellular component: plasma membrane. Gene Ontology annotation, biological process: homophilic cell-cell adhesion. The annotation marks the transcript as partial. NCBI's taxonomy places the organism in Eukaryota, Metazoa, Chordata, Mammalia, Carnivora, Phocidae. The transcript has a single exon. Gene Ontology annotation, molecular function: calcium ion binding.
GAACAAUGGCCGCUCCAAAGAAUUACCAGAGACGCGGCGAGCUGGUCCUGCUGUGCGUGCUCAUGGGCACGCUGUGGGAAAUCGGGAGAGGACAGAUCCAUUAUUCGGUGCCAGAAGAGAGCGACAAAGGAUCCUUCGUGGGUAACAUCUCCAAGGACCUGAAUCUGGAGUCACAAGAGCUGGUGAAGCACGGAGUCCGCAUUGUCUCCAGAGGUAGGACGCAGCUUUUUGCUCUGAACCGGAAAACUGGCGGCUUGCUCACCGCAGGCAGGAUAGACCGGGAGGAGCUUUGUGCUCAGAGCAUGCAGUGUCUAGUAAAUAUCAACAUCCUGAUUGAGGGCAGAGGAAAACUUUUUGGGAUAGAAAUAGAAAUCACUGAUAUCAAUGAUAAUAACCCAAAAUUCCAGGUCGAAAAUCUGGAAAUGAAAAUUAAUGAAAUCGCUGCGCCUGGAACACGUUAUCCGCUCCCAGAGGCUGUUGACCUGGACGUGGGCAUGAAUUCCUUGCAGAGCUACCAGCUCAGCCCCAAUCACCACUUCUCCCUGGACGUACAAACUGGAGGCGACGGAACUCUACACCCAGAGCUGGUGCUGGAGAAGGCCCUGGACCGCGAGGAAGAGGCUGCGCAUCACCUGGUCCUCAUUGCCUCGGACGGCGGUGACCCGCGUCGCUCCAGCACAGUGCACAUCCACGUGACAGUGCUGGAUACAAACGACAAUGCCCCGGUCUUUGCUCUACCGAUUUACCAAGUGAAAGUCCCAGAGAACGUGCCCCCGGGCACCCGGCUGCUUACUGUGAGCGCUAGCGACCGGGAUGAGGGAGCCAACGGAGAAGUAGCCUAUAGAUUCUGGAAAAUUAGUGAAAAGCAGUCUCCGCUAUUCCAGCUGAAUGAAAAUACUGGGGAAAUAUCAACGGCAGAGAGUCUAGACUAUGAAGAAUGUGCAUUUUAUGAAAUGGAAAUACAAGCUGAAGAUGUGGGGGCACUUUUGGGGAGGACCAAAGUGCUCAUUUCAGUGGAAGAUGUAAAUGACAAUAGACCGGAAGUGAUCAUUACAUCUCUGUUUAGCCCAGUCUUGGAAAAUACUCCUCCUGGAACAGUAAUUGCCUUCUUGAAUGUGCAUGACCGAGACUCCGGGAAGAAUGGUCAAGUUGUCUGUAACACACCUCAUAAUUUACCUUUUCAAUUGGAAAAAUCAAUAGAUAAUUAUUAUAGAUUGGUGACGUGGAAAUAUCUGGACCGAGAAAAGAUCUCUGUGUACAAUAUCACAGUGAUGGCCUCAGAUCUAGGGGCUCCUUCUCUAUCUAAUGAAACUUAUAUCACCCUGUAUGUGGCAGAUAUCAAUGACAAUCCCCCCACUUUCCCUCAAGUCUCCUAUUCAGCCUAUAUCCCAGAGAACAACGCCAGAGGUGCCUCCAUCUUCACUGUGAUGGCUCAUGACCCCGACAGUGGCAAAAACGCCCAGGUGACUUACUCUGUGACUGAGGACAUCAUCAUGGGAAGCCCUCUCUCCUCCUAUGUUUCCAUCAACUCAGACACUGGCGUCCUAUAUGCGCUGUGUUCCUUUGACUAUGAGCAUAUACGAGACUUGCAGUUACUGGUGACAGCCAGCGAUGGCGGGGACCCUCCACUCAGCAGCAACGUGUCACUGAGCUUGUUCGUGCUGGAUCAGAAUGACAAUGCGCCUGAAAUCCUGUACCCCGCCCUCCCCGCCGAUGGUUCCACAGGUGUGGAGCUGGCACCCCGCUCCGCAGAGCCCGGCUACCUGGUCACCAAGGUG